Messenger RNA from Cydia fagiglandana, 1067 nucleotides. RefSeq lists its product as uncharacterized. NCBI's taxonomy places the organism in Eukaryota, Metazoa, Arthropoda, Insecta, Lepidoptera, Tortricidae. The transcript is spliced from 2 exons. The coding region runs from base 159 to 944 and encodes 261 amino acids. Gene Ontology annotation, molecular function: zinc ion binding; nucleic acid binding. The record is from RefSeq and is a predicted model, not a curated record.
UGUUACAUAUGCUACUGUAUGCAUGUACUUAUAAUAAGGUAUCAUUGCGAAUAAAUGUCAGUGCGUAUCUGAGCAGCCUUCGUUUCACUCGUCCCGUUCCGAUAUCCAACAGUGGCGACGAUCUACCCGCGUGUUCAAAAAAGUGACUAGUGGCCGACAUGAAUUCGUCUCAAAUCGGGAUUUUGACGAAUUUUGACCACAACACACAAACGUGGAAAGUGUACAAAGCGCGUAUACAACAGUGGUUCAUAGCUAAUGGCAUCGAUGAACAAAGUGACGCGACCGGAACGAAGCGACGGGCAGUUUUGCUGAGCGCACUCAGCGAUGCCACUUACAAGUUGGCAUCAGAUUUGGCAUUGCCGAAAGAUCUCCAAGUUGUUCCAUUUGCCGACAUAUGUUCGCUUUUGGACCGUCAUUUUACACCAACAACUUGUGGGUUUCACGAGAGAUUUAAAUUUUAUUCGGCGGUGCAAAAUGAAGGGGAGACCUACCCCCAAUAUGCGGCAAGACUUCGCGGCCUAACGGCAGAAUGCGGGUUUCUAAACGUGGAGGAAGCAUUGAGAGACAGAUUUGUAAUGGGAAUGCUUCCAGGAUCGGAGCGAGAAAAAUUAUUCGCUCAGAAACCAGCUGAUUUGACUCUUUCUAAGGCGGUAGAACUGGCAGAAAGCAGACGUUGUGCCCGCGCAGGGGCAACCACGGUAACCGGGCAGGAGCCGUCGAGCGCUAAUCAAAUGUUCAAGAUUGCAUCGAAAGAUCAAAAAAGUGCUAAAGUGUUGUGUUCCGUUUGUGGUUUUAACAAUCACACGGCCGAAAAGUGUCGUUUUGCUAACCAUAAGUGUCGAAAAUGUAAUGUUAAAGGUCAUUUGCGCCGUAUGUGCAAAAAAAUUAAUUACGUAAGUGAGGUCUGCGGGGACGAUGACGGCGAUGACGUGUUCACAGAGUAAAUCCUAUGGUGGGAAAAAACGGCCUGUUUUUAAACCUGGUGAUUAUGUAAUGUAUAAAAAAAAUUAUGGCAACAAAAAAUUUACUUGGAAUAAAGGUAUAAUAGUAAAACAGAUAGGUAGAAC